Molecule: messenger RNA, 1658 nt
Organism: Pelmatolapia mariae (spotted tilapia)
Lineage: Eukaryota; Metazoa; Chordata; Actinopteri; Cichliformes; Cichlidae
Product: dehydrogenase/reductase SDR family member 11-like
Exons: 13
Coding region: 2-1516 (504 amino acids)
Source: RefSeq, a predicted model, not a curated record
GAUGGAGCGCUGGCGGGGCAGAGUGGCUCUGGUGACCGGAGCCUCGGUUGGAAUUGGUGCAGCUACAGCCGUAGAGCUGGUCCGGCUCGGAAUGAAAGUCGUGGGCUGCGCCAGGGACGUCGGAAAAAUACAGAAACUGGCAGCAGAGUGUCAGAGCGCCGGCCAUCCUGGUGUUUUGGUUCCUUUCAAGUGUGACUUGACCAACGAGGAGGAGAUUCUGGCCAUGUUUGCAGCGAUCAAAGAGCAGCACAAAGGCGUGGACGUGUGCAUCAACAACGCUGGCUUGGCUCACCCAGAGCCACUGCUAAGUGGCAAAACCAGCGGCUGGAAGAACAUGAUGGAUGUGAAUGUUUUUGGAUUGAGUAUCUGCGCACGUGAAGCGUAUCAGUCGAUGAAAGAGAGAAAUGUUGAUGAUGGGCACAUCAUAAACAUAAACAGUGUAUGUGGACAUCAUGUGAUUCCCCAUGCUGAUCUACAUUUCUACACCGCCACCAAGUUUGCUGUAACCGCUCUGACUGAGGGCCUAAGGCAGGAGCUCCGUGCAGAGAACACCCAUAUCCGAGCAACAAGCAUUUCUCCCAGCUUAGUGAAGACUGAAUUUCCUUUGCGGCUCUAUAGCAACAAUCCAGAUAUAAAAGCCAGCGUUUUCUCUGCAUAUAAGCCUUUGGAAGCAAAAGAUGUUGUCAACGCUGUUAUAUACGUGCUCGGUGCCCCUCCUCAUGUUCAGCAGGCUACCGGUGUUCGUGCUGUGAUGGAGCGCUGGAGGGGCAGAGUGGCUCUGGUGACCGGAGCCUCGGCUGGGAUUGGAGCGGCUGUGGCCGUAGAGCUGGUCCGGCUCGGAAUGAAAGUGGUGGGCUGCGCCAGGGACGUCGGAAAAAUCCAGAAACUGGCAGCAGAGUGUCAGAGCGCCGGUCAUCCUGGUGUUUUGGUUCCUUUCAAGUGUGACUUGACCAAAGAGGAGGAGAUUCUGGCCAUGUUUGCAGCGAUCAAAGAGCAGCACAAAGGCGUGGACGUGUGCAUCAACAAUGCUGGCUUAUCUCAUCCAGAACCUCUGCUAAAUGGCAGAACCAGCAGCUGGAAGAACAUGAUGGAUGUGAACGUUCUUGCACUGAGCAUCUGCACCCGUGAAGCUUAUCAGUCAAUGAAAGAGAGAAACGUGGAUGAUGGCCACAUCAUAAACAUCAACAGCUUGUGUGGGCAUAGUGUGAUUCCCAUUCCUGAUCUACAUUUCUACACCGCCACAAAGUAUGCUGUAACCGCCCUGACGGAGGGCCUGAGACAGGAGCUGCGUGCAGAAAAGAGCCACAUCCGAGCCACAAGCAUUUCUCCUGGUUUAGUGGAGACUGAAUUUGCAUCACGGUUCUACAAAGACAAUCCAGAUAAAGCAGCUGGUGCAUACUCUGCAUAUAAGCCUCUGGAAGCAAUAGAUGUUGCCAAUGCUGUUACCUACGUGCUCAGAGCUCCUCCUCAUGUUCAGAUUGGAGAUGUUCUGAUGAAAGGCACGGAGCAAGCUUAGGGUUGACCUACAUGAUCCCCCUGAAUGAACCUACUUUACUUUAUUUUAAUUUACUACAUUUCUAAACAGUUUGGUUUAUGAUGUUUGUACUGAAAAUUUUCACUGAUGUAUAAAAUAAAAUGAUGGUGGGGGGCUUGCUGAG